AUGGGGAUAUACUCUCUGCGCCAGUUGCACCUAAGUCGGGCAAAACUCAAGGCCUCCAGUCGCACCUCAGCCUUGCUCUCUGGAUUUGCAAUGGUUGCCAUGGUGGAGGUGCAGUUCAUCGACAGCUGCAGGGAGGGGCCAGAAGGCAAGACCGAGACAGAUGAGUGCCCUGUGCCUCAGUGGCUGCUUGUUGCCUUCAGCUUGUGUACAACUCUACUAGUGGCAGUGCACUUGCUGGCACUCAUGAUUUCCACCUGUGUGUUGCCGCAUGUGGAGGCUGUGGCCAACAUAACACACGUGGACUCCAUGGCAAGUCUGCGUGGCACCACUGCCACUGUCUCAGAGUCACCACACAUCACCAUGCAUAAAUACAUUGAGGCUGCCUGGACCUUCUCCACUGUGCUGGGCAUCCUUCUCUUCCUGGUGGAGAUUGGCCUCCUCAGCUGGAUCAAGUUUCUGGGGUACUCUAAGAAUGCUGCCAUCGGGUCCACCGUGCUGCUGGUGCCCAUUGUGCUCUUGUUUACCCUGUUUACCUUUCACUUUUACUGGAAAUUAGUGGCACAGAAGGUGGAGGAUGCAGACAAGACCUUACAGGAACUGGAGGAACAGCUGAGAGUGAUGCAGCACACGGAGCGACAGCAGAAUGGUGCUCAGUCAGCGAUGCAAGUGGUGUGA
Molecule: messenger RNA, 675 nt
Organism: Portunus trituberculatus (swimming crab)
Lineage: Eukaryota; Metazoa; Arthropoda; Malacostraca; Decapoda; Portunidae
Gene: Orai
Product: protein orai-2-like
Exons: 3
Coding region: 1-675 (224 amino acids)
Biological process (GO): store-operated calcium entry
Cellular component (GO): membrane
Molecular function (GO): store-operated calcium channel activity
Source: RefSeq, a predicted model, not a curated record